This is a messenger RNA of Pelagomonas calceolata, 645 nucleotides long. NCBI's taxonomy places the organism in Eukaryota, Pelagophyceae, Pelagomonadales, Pelagomonadaceae. The record is from the annotation of a GenBank genome assembly.
AUAAACGCUCGACGCCGACGCCUACGCCCUCAGGAGCUGACAUCUAAAGCCGAAGAGUCAACGGUGAUCGUUUCCGUGACUCCUGGCACCGGCUGCUUGCGACGCCUUGCUCCAAAACGAUGUUGAGUGCAAUGUAUGCGACCACCGCCCUGCGCACCACGCUGAUGCGUCGAAGCUACAGCGCCGCAGCGGCCACCAAUCAUUGGCAGCGCUUCUGGGCCUGGACCCUGCAGCAGCGGCCGUCCUGGAAGGAGGACAAGGUCGAGGCCGCCGUCGCGUUUACGGUCUUCGGCGUCACGGGUAGUACGUCCGUGGCAGUGGUCCGGCCUACACUGAAACACGUCACGGGCAUCGAGGGUUCGCUGAGGGAGGGGCCCAACUCCUACCGUGUCACGUCCAUCUUAGCCGUGUCGCCGAUCUACGCAACUCUACUGGUCACGUUCGGGACACUAGCCGGAAGGCACCGCUUCUUCGCGAACAUGGCGCAGAAGAUCUUCGGGCGGUUCCUGCCUUCUUUUUUUAUGAAUCGUAUCUCGGCGACCUUCGCCUACUGCGUCCCGGGCAGCCGCGUGGCCGCGGCGAGGCCCGCAUAUCUCGUGCCGAAUCUAUUGUUGAGGGUGCCGCCCAGGCGGUAGUAGUGUGUAG